AUCAUGAUCAAGCAAUCAAUUGAUGGACAAGCAGUAAAUAGUGAUGAUGACUAUACAGCAACAAACACCUCUUACAGUGACCAGCGCAGUGAAAAUGAUGAUGAAUACUGUCCAUGUGAAACAUGUAUGAGGAAAAAAAUGGCAUCUAGACUUACACUCCCUGCAGAGGUUAUGCCUACUGCCCCUGUAUUGAUGGACUUUGAUUUAAAGACAAUUCUAGCAUUGAAGAACAGUGAACCCGGAGGCGCACAAACAACCAAUCAUGCAGCUAAUAUUAAAGAUAUUAUUGAAUUUAAAGCUGCAGAAAUGCUUGUGGAAAGUGUCAUUCUGGAGGCCAAGAGAGAAGUCAAAGCAGAGACUGCUAAAGUUUUGACAGAAGUGACUGUCAAUGAAGAAGCAGCCACUGCUGAAGAUGAAAGUCUGGUGGAAGAAAAAACACAAGAAGCAAGCAGGGAUGAAGUUGAUGCUGAUGAAAUUGCUGGAGAAGCUGAAAAAGAACUCGCAGAAAAUGAGAACGCAGACACAAUCAUGAUUGAGGCUAAAUCCAUGGAAGAGAAUGCUGAAGCAGGUACAGCUCAAUAUGAAACAGCAGAAGAUGAUGUUGGACUAUUAACAGCCACAGAAGAAUGUGAUGAAGAAAAUACAUCUGAAGUGAAAACUGCAGGAGAAGAAGAAACUGCUGUCAUAGCUGAAGAGGAACCAAGAGAAGACAAUGCUCAAGUGGCUACAGAUGAAGAUGCAACAGCAGUUGCAGAGACAAUCGAAACAGCAACCACUGGAAAUGAAUUAACAGAAGAGGACACUGCAGCAGACACAGAUGGAGAUGGAUUAGCUGAAGAGAUGGCUGAGGCCGCCUCAGCUGACGAUGAAAUGGCAGAAGAGGAGACCACUGAGGCUGCCACAACCAAAAAUCAAUCUGACAAAGAGGAAACUACAGAAGCAGGAGAAGAUGAAGAUGGAGAAGAGACUGCUGCCACAAAUGAGGAUAAUACUGCAGAGAGUAUGGAUGCCAUCACAACUGAAGAUGAAACUGCAGAGGAGAAUGAUGAUACAGCCACAGCUGAUGAAUUGUCGAAGGAUGAAUCUGAGGAAGAGACUUCUGAAGUAGCCACAUAUAGUGAUAAAUCGGAAGAACACGAGAAAAUGGAGAUGGCUACAGAAGAACAUGAAUCAGUGGAAGAACCUUCUGCCAUAGUAGCAGAUGAAUCUACAGAACACAAGAUAAUCUCUAAAGAUAAUGAUGAAUCAAAUGAAGAGAACACUGAAUUUAUGGAAAACUGCUCAGAAUCAGCUGAUGAUGAAAAUGCAGGUGAAGAAACUGCUACUAUAUGUGAAAAAGUAUCCAUGGGGCAGGAUAAUGUAGAAGUCCUGACUGAAGAUGAAUUUACAGGAGCUGAAGCUGUGAAUGAAAAUGAAUCAGGUGAACAAAGUGAUAAAUCAACCACAGCUGAAGAUGAGUCUGCAGAAGCCUCAUUAGGUGAAACCCCUUCUGAUGAUAAUGAGACUGUAGGAGAAGAGCAAAUUGCUGAGGUCACAGGUGAAAAUGAGCCAGGAGAGAAGAGUGCAGAAGAACCCAUGGCUGAAAAUGAGACUGCAGGAGAAAGGAAUAAUCUUGACAUGGCCACAACUGAAGAUGAGACUGCAGGAGAGGAUGAGAAUGUAGGAGAGGAUGAGAAUGUAGGAGAGAUUGCAGGAGAAGAAGAUAAUCUUGACAUGGUCAUGACCGAGGAUGAGACUGCAGGAGAAGAUGAGACUGCAGGAGAGAAUGAGAAUGUAGAAGAAGGGGAUAAUCUAGAUGUGGCCACAACUGAAGAUGAGAGUGCAGGAGAGGAUGAAAAUGUAGGCGAGACUGCAAAAGAAGGGGAUAAUCUACAUGUGGCCACAACUGAAGAUGAGAGUGCAGGAGAGGAUGAGAAUAUGAGAGUGCAGGAGAGGAUGAGAAUGUAG
Molecule: messenger RNA, 1947 nt
Organism: Myripristis murdjan (pinecone soldierfish)
Lineage: Eukaryota; Metazoa; Chordata; Actinopteri; Holocentriformes; Holocentridae
Product: retinitis pigmentosa 1-like 1 protein
Exons: 2
Coding region: 4-1947 (647 amino acids)
Source: RefSeq, a predicted model, not a curated record